AGCGGAUGUGACGUCGUGCACGUUCGCUUCUCCGCCAGUGUUUUUUUAAAAAAAGCGGCGGUUGCUUUAUUUUGGUUCGCUGUUUGCCGAAUGUUUUCGUCAGGUUUCCUUCAGCACGAUAACAAAUAGCUUCUGGUGUUGUCCUCGUUUUUGGGACCAUGCUGCAGCAGCAGAGUCCUGAGGACCGAGGCCUUCUGGGCCCUUUGUGUCAUGGGGGGAGGAAGCUGGAGGGGAAGACCUUCUACCUGGAUGAUGUAAAGAACAACUUGGCAGCCCUGCUUUCGGAGGCCGUGUCCGUUCUUGGAGGUAAAGUUGAGAGUUUCCUACACAAGGAUGUGAGUUUUGUUGUGACUGGGAGCCAUGAAGGCCAGAAGUGUGUAGCUCCUAAAGCAGAGGCAAAGGCGAAAAGUAUAAAAGUUCAUUGUCCCAUCAAGCAGGAGCAUGCCCUCAGCUGCAGCGAUAAACAGCGAGCAGUCAUGCCUGGAUCAGUGGCAUGUGUUAGUCGGGGGAAGGCUCUGCUGGAAAAGGCCAUUCGCAACAAUGAUCGAUUGCAGAAGAACAGUGUACUGACCAAUGCCCAGUUGUGGGGAGUGAAGAUUUUGUAUGCAGACGAUGUCUUUGUGUAUUUGAAACAGUUGGUACGAGAGACUUUCAACACUAAACAAAAGAAAGCAGAGAGGACUAGUGCCAAACAGCAAAGCAGUCGUGUUGUGAAAGCUACAGCAUUGAGGCCACCUUACCUUAAAGUUGAAGACUUGAGCAGGAAAUACAAACCCUUGCAUAUGCAGUCUACAACCUUCCCAUCCGUUUGCUAUUCUGGACGAUUCAGCCCUUUUGAGUCACCUCCUCAGCUUGAAAGAGAGGGAAAGCAAGAAGGAUGUAAACACAGGGGGAGAAAUAAGGUUGAAUGCAGCAUACAGGACAAAUCUCAAUCACUACUCAGUUGUAAUCCUUCACCUUGGCGACGACGCAAAAAGGAUCCAUCUUAUUGUGAAUGCUGUCAUCAGUCCUUCACUAAUCUAGAGGAGCACUUGCAGUCUGAUCAGCACCGUACCUUUGUGUUGGAUUCCACCAACUACAGUGUGUUGGACCAACUUGUGGCAGAAAUGCUUCCAGGAUUCAACCCUAGUCCAUUGCAACAGCCAGAAGAAUCAGUGAACACAUCAACAUCUUUGUCCAGCCGAGACACCGGUCUCUGUGAACUGGAGCUUUUCAGUGGUGUUGAGACUGAGCACGCUGUUCAAGCUCUGCACAUACAAGCAUUCAAUGCGAAGGUUUCCAGCUCUGAUAAGGGUGGUGUUUAUUUUGGCACAGUCAGCCCAUCUCCAGGUUCUCCAUUUCCCAUCCCUGAGCCAGAUAAUCCAAUUACAGACUGCCAGGAACCCCACAGCCCACCUGAGGAUCUAAACCCAGGUUUAUUGUUAUUGGAUGCUGGACCACUCGUUCACUGCUCAGGAGAACAGUAUUCUGAGGGAGCACAUCUCUCCCCCUGUGAUGAUGUCUGUCCCUCCAUUCCUGACCCUUGCUCACUGCCUCCAGUCCUUAGUCCUCAAGUUUACCCUUCACACAUUAUGGAGCUGCACAGUUCUUGGUCUGAGCUUCCUGUCCUCAGUCCUCAACAGUACACUGCAGAGGAGGCUUUGGAAGUACACGCUUCUGAAAUGCACACUGCAGACAUUGUGUCUCAGGCCCUCCAAGCUGUCACAAGCCCUAUUGCCUUCCCAACCCUCCUAGUGGAUUUGAUGAAAACAAAAUCAGCAUAUGAAUUAAACCGUGAAGGACCUCUGGGUGCCAGUGGUGUCAUCAGUUCCAAAAGUGGAUCGGUUUGUCCCAAGCUGGUAUCUUGUAGAUCUCGUUCCCUUCCUCGACUGUCAGUGACUUCACAAAACCCCAAGAAACGCUGUCGAUCUGCCAGUCCUGAGUACAGCCAGAACAAAAGGAGGAAAAUGUCUUUGGCAUCUAACAGCACUUACUGGACAGCUCUACUACAGAAAUCUCUCACAAAACCAAGGAUUAAUGACAUUAUACCGAAGAGUGAGUCUUGUUUAUUUUUUAGUAAGCUCCCCAGCCAAAGUAAUAUCUGUUCUCAUACAGACCAUGAAUCCGCUGCAGAACAGAUUCACUACCAGAAGACUCCCCAGCAGGAUUUAACCUGUAGUGAUACUUAUGUCCAGAAGCCUGCUUCAUGCACUGUGGAAAAGUUUGGUUCAGAACAGCAGACUUUGGGAACAUUUUGUGUUUCACCUCAUGUUAAACGCCCUGUUGCAGAUGUGCCUUUCUGGCCACUCCCUCCAACAUUGCAGAUUUCCGAUCCUCAUAAAGAUAAAUUUAACGAUGGAUUUUUGAGUCCCGAUAUUCAGCCUCUGGUGUUGCACCCAAUCUCAUCCGUUUGCAUUGAAUCGGCGCUCAUCCCAAACCUGGCCAAUCUCUCCCCCUCAUCAUCAGAAUCUGAUUGGGACUGUGCUCUGCUCUCACGGCUGGGCCCUACUUCAGUUGGUCCCUUGUCGGUCGCUGAGCAGAGCUGCGAGCUAGACAAGGAAAUCCUUCACAGGCCGUGCACCUGGAUGCACGACACCAGCUACGAGUCACAUUUGCACACAGUCCUUCAGCCCUCACCUCCAGCAUCUUCACUGUGUGAUGAAGAAACGGACACUUCUGCAUUUUCUAGGACUGUGGUACAGAUUGUUCAGGUUCAGCACUGAUCUUUUUCAAACAGUCACCUUCAAAACACUGAAGCUAACUGAAAGUGUAGACGUUUAAAGCAGGUGGUUUAUUGGAUAAGGAGUUGGCUUGCCGGUCUGUAGACCUGGGUUUUAAUCCUGCUCAUGCUACCUGUCUGUGUCCUUGGACAAGGCACUUCAUUUGUGUUGUCUCAGUCCACUCAGCUCUAAAUGGAUACCAGCCUUGGCUGGAGACGUACCUGCACCACACAGGUGUCCCAUCCAGGGGAAGUUCUAGAUUCUUGUCCAUUUCGUGUUACGGAAUUUGGAGAUAAACACCAGCCCAUACUCAAGGCCUAUUGGACUUAAGUGGAAGCACCUGGUGUAGGACUUUGCAGCUGUGUGCCCCCCCCUGUUAACUAGGCAGCACUUAUCAAAAUGAAUACAGAACGGUGUGGUCUAAUCUAAAUUAUAAUGUUCACUUGUGUUUGAUGAAAUGCUUUCCCCCCUCCUCCACUGUGCAGCUAUGAAUUGUAUUGUAGAUGUUGAUUUAUCUGAAAACUGUCUUGCACUGUUAUAAAUGUUCUUGCUCUCUCAUAAUCCUCCUUGUGCACUAAAAUUUGAGCCACAUUCCGCAUGCCACGCUGACUGCAGUCUUUCAGCAGCUAUGUCCGGGAACACAUGAUGGUAUUGAGAAAUUAAUGAGUCUUUUCCUGAGGGGAGCAUUACUCAAUUAAUGUAAGUGCUGUGCCUGGAUCACAUCCCAAUGGUAUUGAUGGUCAAAGAGACUGGGCGUUGGCAGAUGAGAAGACUCACCACCUGUU
This is a messenger RNA of Thalassophryne amazonica, 3484 nucleotides long. RefSeq names its product DBF4 zinc finger B (gene dbf4b). Lineage: Eukaryota; Metazoa; Chordata; Actinopteri; Batrachoidiformes; Batrachoididae. Bases 159 to 2702 code for a protein of 847 amino acids. The record is from RefSeq and is a predicted model, not a curated record. The transcript has 12 exons. Gene Ontology annotation, cellular component: nucleus; Dbf4-dependent protein kinase complex. Gene Ontology annotation, biological process: positive regulation of nuclear cell cycle DNA replication; regulation of cell cycle phase transition. Gene Ontology annotation, molecular function: protein serine/threonine kinase activator activity; nucleic acid binding; zinc ion binding.